CCAUGCCAAAAGUAUGAGGGUAUGCCAGCUGUGGUAUGCGUCACAGCAAAAGUGAAAGGAUGUCUGUUGCUUGGAUCUUUGAACACAGUGAGUUUCAGUCCGCGAGUGAACACUCUCCACACAUCUCGGAGAAUGGGGAUCCUUUCUACUCUGCUCUGUUUACUGCUUACUGUACACUCAGUAAAUGCACUGAUGUGUUAUGUGUGCGGAUCCGUAACAUCUAAUGACGAGUGUAACAAAAACUCUCAGGAAUGUCAAGCUCCAUUCGACACCUGUAUGACCACCGUAGUCACACUAGGAAGUGUUAAAGGCAUUGCGAAGUAUUGCUCCAUUUCAAAAAUCUGUGCAGCUGGUGCAUCCACUGCCUCCCUAGACAGCAAUGGAAAUGGCGCUCAGGUCUCAUGCUGUAGUGGUCGUCUGUGCAACUACAGUGGAGCUGCUACUGUUAAACUGCACACAUGGCUGUUGGCCCUUCCACUGCUUAUCACUCUCCUCAUCAAACAGCACAUCUGAAAGUGGAAUGGAUUAAACCACAUCCUGGAUUAAAUAACUGCUCUUAGUGACUGUCUUUAUAUACAUACUACUGACUUUAAUCACCAUAUAUGCAAGUUCAUUUCCCCUGCUUUAGUACCUCAUUGGUAUAAGCCAGAUGGCUCUUUUUUUUUAGGAAAAUAUAAAUAAGGUUUACACACCUUUUGAACAAUUUAUUUACAUUAUUUUGCCAUGGCUUUUUCAGUGUAAGGAUUUUGAGUCUUCAUCACAGGGCUCAUCACAAAAUCACAAUAGAAAUGUCCUUGAUUAUGCAAUGACAUUUGUAGGCCUGGUAAUUUGUUUUCAAAUCCACUGUUAUAUCCAUGACUGAGAGAAUAGUUAAAAAAGGCCAUUAAAUUGAUCAAAAGCAAGAAUAAAAGAAAAAUACAACACAACAUAAGGUGCAAAUUCCAGACCUCUGGGAUUGAGCCAGCAAAUGUUAAUAUUUAUAUAAAACUUUAAGGAUUACAUUUCAUAUUAGCAAUACUUGCACAAAAUCAUGGCCUAUGUGUAGUAAAGAAUGUCUGUGAUGAAGUGUGCGCAUCAAGUGAGUCGCAUUUGAAUGUGGGCCCUUGAUAAUUUAUAUUUAACAUGGUUUUUGUUUUUUAGCAGUCUUUUUCAUUUGAUUUAAUGUUACUUAAUUUCACAACUUUAUAAAUAUAUCUGCUGUUCUAAUAUAUACAAUUGUAAAUUUGGAUACAUGCCAUCUUAAAUGGAUGGCAAAACUUUUUUUGCAAACAUACAAAUGAAAACAUUCACUGUUGACUUUCUAAUUAAAACCAGUAACCA
This is a messenger RNA of Xyrauchen texanus (razorback sucker), 1320 nucleotides long. Its product is annotated as lymphocyte antigen 6E-like. NCBI's taxonomy places the organism in Eukaryota, Metazoa, Chordata, Actinopteri, Cypriniformes, Catostomidae. The transcript has 3 exons. The record is from RefSeq and is a predicted model, not a curated record. The coding region runs from base 22 to 513 and encodes 163 amino acids.